Messenger RNA from Acipenser ruthenus (sterlet), 2895 nucleotides. RefSeq names its product mitochondrial ribosomal protein L37 (gene mrpl37). The transcript is spliced from 7 exons. Gene Ontology annotation, cellular component: mitochondrion; ribosome. Gene Ontology annotation, molecular function: structural constituent of ribosome. The coding region runs from base 137 to 1453 and encodes 438 amino acids. The record is from RefSeq and is a predicted model, not a curated record. Gene Ontology annotation, biological process: translation. NCBI's taxonomy places the organism in Eukaryota, Metazoa, Chordata, Actinopteri, Acipenseriformes, Acipenseridae.
UACCCACAAUGCUGAGUGUGAUGCAAAAUGGCUGCCUCCUGACAUUUUAGGGGUUGGGAUAAAGUGAUUUAGAAUAGGUCAUAUCAGCAGUCUUCUCAGUUGAAUUGCUCUGUAAUAUAAUCGUAACCGUUUAAAUAUGUUCAAAGUCGUACUGCACGGGGUUAGGUCUAACGAACCAAUGUUGUUAGCGGUUCAAAAAGGUAACGCUUCGAGAUCUGCUUUCUUAAAAUAUUCACACAGAAGAAGAUGUGAUGUUGGCGGGCGCAGGUUUUUCUCGGCGACAUGGUCCUUGUUUGGAAGGGGUCCUCCGUCAAGGAAAGAGAAGAAAACUGUUGACAUUCCUGGUCUGGAGCGCGUCACUUACGCCGACAGGAUGCACUUUGUGCCAGGAUUGGCAAAACCCAUAUUCCCUGAGUGGCAAAGAGACUGGCACGACCCCCAUCAUUAUCGUGGACCUGAUAAUGAAGAGAUGAAGUUGCACAAAGAAAACCCUUGUUACAUAUUUAAUCAGAGAACAAAAAUAUUGGAAGGUGUCAGACAAGCACUGUGGUUAACCAAGUCCAAACUAAUACAGGGUCUUCCUGAACACAUCCUGUCAUUGGCUGAGGACCCAGCCAAUCAGAUUGAGGACCAGGAUGAGCGAGUCCAGCAAGCAAUCCGCCACUCACGUUUUUGGGACACCACCGCACUAAGACCCAAACGUGACAGAUUUUGUCCUGUGCUGCUCCGGGAUCUGCUGCACUUGUGCGGGACUCUACAAGUAAAACACACAUCCCUUUCCAAGAGGAUACUGGCUGAAAAUUAUGGAGUGGCGGCGUUGUGGAACCGAGAGUCAGAUGUUUUCCAAGUACGAGGCCUGAAUGGAAUGCUGUUGAAUAGCAUGACACCUCUGCCAGCGGUGGCCCAGAGUGGUGAAGUCUUGGCCACAGAAAACCACACUCUGGAGACCUUCUACCCCAUCUCUCCCACCAUUGAUUUGCAGUGUACAUACGUGUACGAUCAGAAAAAUGACACGGGAUUCAGAGACGGGUAUCCUUAUCCACACACACACACUCUGUUCUUCACUGAGACAGAGGACUCUGCUGCCAAGUUUAAACCCGAACAACUCCGGGCCAAGAUGAUCAUGUUUGCUUUUGGAAAUGCCCUGGCCAGGGCCAAAUCUCUCUACGGGGAGCACCCUCAGGUUCUGGAGCACCCUGUUGUCGUGCAGAGCAUUGCUACAGAUGGCAGGCUGUUCCAGUUCAUCGUGCUUCAGCUGAACACCACAGACCUGGGCCCAGACACUGGCGUGAAAAACCUGGUUUGGAUGGAUCAAGAUCAGCUCCUGUAUGACUAUGCAAAAUGCCGCCCUUUGAUUAAAAAGAAGGUUGUCACAGUUCCUGCUGGAUUAUCUGGGUAUCAGCCAGAGACAUUCAAGAAAUUUCUUGCAUUGCACUUGCAUGGAGCUGUGUGAUCCUGUGACUUCUUUACCACAACCAGCUCUCCACCAGGGUGCUGUUGACCUAGCAACAGUGACAUUGUGCUUUUCACAGUAACCAGCCUUCCAUCCACUACAUUGGAGGACAGAAGAAAAUGGAUCUAAACUAGAUUGAGAUUUUGCACGUGUCAUUUUUCCUAGAAUACUUUGAUAAUAAAAAGUAUUACAAAGGGAUGCUGUUUCUGCUGGAUUUUUUUUUUUUUUUUAACCAAUACAACAGUUUCUAUUUGCAAGUGUUGGUUUUUAUAGCUAAACACAUUUUUAUAGUACUGUAUGCAUUUUAUCGUACAAAAGGCAUCUGUUAAAUUUACAACAAUGAAACAUUUGAUCCUAAUAGUUAAUAUAAAAUCAUUAGAUACAUUUUUUUUUAAAGAGCAUUAACUGUGAACUGCACCCUUAAGGUUUACAUUAUGUAAUUAAGCUGCUCUAUCAAUGUCAGCAUCCAACAGUUUUGUUUGUGUGUACAUAAGACAGCCCCCUGUCUGUAAUCAUUUUCCACAAUAAAGUGCUCCCUCAUUACUGGACUACAAAUUCAAUAUGAUGAACAAGUCAGAUAGUCCAAAUGUAUUUAAAAAAAAAUAGUAUUAAAAAAGGUAGACAAAGCAGAGAGUGCUCUACAUGUAUUACACAAAAUAGGUAACAGUUAUUUAAAUAUCCUAAAUCACUUGAUGGAAGUAACAAUUUCUAGAUAUUGCUUAUGUUUCUCUCAUGCACAUGAAAAGAAUAUUUGUACUUGUGACAGAGAAUGAAUGAAUCCUAGUCAACAAAUCUCCCUCCCAACCUGUGAGGCCACUGUAUAACCGGAGCAGAGUGUCCCAUAAUGGAUGUUUUGGCAGUUAAUUCCAGGGUCAGUCGGAAGCUGGCCAUCCAGGAAGGGGGCGGGGCCACGAUACCAGUAAGUCAGCGCCUUAAUGCGGUAGGUGAUGUGUCAGUCACGGAUUGGAGGAGAGGGGAUUGGCCGCACCACCAAAAGAGGGCGUGACAGUGUAUUAAGGGGAAGUGGCCCCAGUGAUCUGUUCCUUUGAUGUGGUUACGAGAUUUGACCAAAAAGGAAACAGACGUAAUUAAUUGUCUCGAGUGUUUCGUGUUUUGUUUGUUUGAUGUGCUAACUGUUUGUCAUUUGUCUUUGUUAGACGGCUAAACACUAGCCGGGAGCUGUCUCUACAAGCCAGCACUAAACCCAGACUGCACUGCACCACUUAUUCACAAACUGUUUGUCUUUCACCACACCUGCACCAGAGCACUCACUAAUUGUGAGAAGUGACUGUGUCUGCGUCGUGUGUUAGUGUCUCAUUGUUUUCAGGACUGUAAACCCUUGUUUUGCAUGGAGCGAUACACAUGGCUGUGUAGCGCCCGUGCUCAUUAGUUAAGUGUUGUUGACACGCAACCCAGCCGAAUAAAGGCGCUGUUUUAUUGAA